Branchiostoma floridae (Florida lancelet) is the source of this 3325-nucleotide messenger RNA. Its product is annotated as RING finger protein 145-like. NCBI's taxonomy places the organism in Eukaryota, Metazoa, Chordata, Leptocardii, Amphioxiformes, Branchiostomatidae. The transcript has 3 exons. Gene Ontology annotation, molecular function: zinc ion binding; ubiquitin protein ligase activity. The coding region runs from base 144 to 2480 and encodes 778 amino acids. Gene Ontology annotation, cellular component: endoplasmic reticulum; endomembrane system. The record is from RefSeq and is a predicted model, not a curated record.
GGAUGAGAAACGGAAAUUUGGAAAGUUUUCCUCAAAGAACUACCAAAGGUCAUAAGGUCACCGGUUCCAACAUGGCCGCCGAUCAUGCGGAAGUUCAGUGAUCACAAAGUUCAUGAUCAGAUUUUCGCUCGCGCACAAGAAGGAUGCCUCUGAGAGAGCAUGUGUCAGGAUGGGUGGAGAGAGGGGUGGGUGUGGUCCUGAGAGUCCCCUCCCUGCUGCUACUGGAGGUGCUGUACCUUUGGGAGGAGAGUGUCGGAAAAUACCUGCCCUACAGGGGGGUACACAAACAGAAGUUCAGCUUCCAGUACCUGUCAUGGAAUGUUUAUAUACUGGGUUACAUCCUUGCCCUGACAAUCUUCUUCCUGCCUCUGAAGAAGCUCAUCCAGCUCUACACACACAUCCUGGCAGCAGUCAUACUUCUCCUGGGCCACCUAGCAGCUGGGACCUACAUUGCAGCUGAGAUCGAGCAAGGAUAUGAGGGGCUGGUGUUCUACGACGAUGACAGCUUUCACCGAUUCGUCGUUCACCUCGUUGGGCAAAGCCUCGCAGCGUUGGCGUGUUCCUACCUCGUUGGGGACCGAAGAUUAUGGCCAUAUUCUGCGUCCCUGAUUCCUCUCGUAGCAAAACUCUGCAUGAUGCCGCUUGGAAGUUUAAAACUUUUCCACACCUUUGCUGCUUUGUUCACCUCCCUAGAAGUGCUGUAUUUCAUUGCCAGGAACUUAUUCGUGCCAUACAGCCUAGUGUUGUCUGCGCAGAAGUCCGUAAGGGCUGCUACCGCUGUGGUUGGCUGGUUCCCUUACGUACUGUACCUAUGGAACAAGCUGGCAGUGCCGUCGCUGUUUUUGGCGUACUGGUGUUUCAUAUUCGCGGUGCAGCUGUAUCUGUUCCUCGGGAGCAUCAACCAUCCCGUACUUGAAGAGGGAACGGUUAUACUGCUCCUGGCCAGUAUGGCGGAGUGUUGCGGAAGCCCGUACGCGCUCCUCGGACUGUGUUUCACCGUCUCGUACGUAGCCCAGCUCAUCCUCACCCUGACCAAGCUGUACCUUCAGGGGUUCGAAGCCUUUAUGCAUGACAACAUCAUGCACAGAGGAGUCACUGAGGGGCUGACACUCCUUCUUCUCGCCUUACAGACUGGACUUCUGGAACUCAAGAGUGUUCAGAGAACCUUUCUCCUCAGUAUUGUCUUGUUCAUCGUGUUAGCUUCUACAAUCCAGUCUAUGCACGAAAUCACCGAGCCAAUACUUUUGGCUCUUGGUGCGUCGCAGAAUAAAAGCUUCUGGAAGCAUCUCCGUUCUAUCACCAUGUGCCUUUUCCUACUUACUUUCCCUAUGUACAUGACAUUUUUAAUUAGUAGCUUCUUUGACGUUGAUCUGUGGCUAUUGAUCAUCAUAUCCAGUUGUAUUCUCACCUCUCUACACGCUGUGGCAUCCAUGUUCAUGUACGCGCUCUUUAUGAUCGACGGCUAUCGCAACGAACCGUGGGAAAACCUGGACGACAUUGUAUACGCCAUCAAGGCGACGUGCAAGACGUUGGAAUUCAUAGUGGCACUGUGUGUCGUGUACUAUGGCGCAAAGGAAGCGCUGUUCGGAGAGUGGACUUGGAUCGGAGCAUCCGUUAUCAUUGUUCACUGCUACUUUAACGUGUGGCAGCGCGCGCAGCAAGGUUGGAAGAGCUUCUUGCUGCGUAGGAAAGCGGUCAGCAACAUACAGUCCCUACGGCAGGCUACGGUAGAAGAAUUAGCACAGUUGGACGACGUAUGCGCUAUAUGCUUCCAAGAGUUGAACUCUGCUCGGGUGACCCCGUGCAGCCACUAUUUUCACGGAGCGUGCCUACGGAAGUGGCUGUACGUACAGGAGAAGUGUCCCAUGUGCCACACGGAGAUCAAAUUCGAGAGCGACACCCAGCAAGACUCGCACCAAGAAAAUCAAGACAACGACAGGCAACACAACGCUGAAAAUGUGGAAGAACCUAGAAACAAUGAGAGAGAGGAUCCUCCGUUGGAAGGACAGGGUGAAAACUUAAAUGUGAAUGACAAUGAUGCAGAAGUUGCUAGAGAAAACAAUGAUACAAUAGAAACCACACCAUCUGAUGAACAAGACCCAAACACUGAAACCAUACAAAACCCUGAAGAUGUUGCGCAGUUUGAGUCAGAAGAAAAAGAUACAAACGGGAAACCCUUGAAUGAAAGACUUGAUGUUACAGAUCUUCCAACAGUUGUAGAUAAUGAAGUUGAAAAUGCAAAUGUAGAUAGGAUAAAACAAGAUAUUAUUAAGGAACCUCAGGAGAUGGUAUCACAGGAUGGAGACGAAUUAUAUGCAUCUUGUCAUUCAGCAAGUGAUGAUAAUCAAGAACAAUCACAGAUAGACUGGGAGUUUGUAGGUAAUGUAGAUAGCAAAGAAACACAGUAUGGUGGCACAGAACCUGGAGAUAAUGUACAACAUGAAGAAAAUCAAUUUGAAGAUAACUGUGACAAAGGAUAGCACAUGUUUCUUGUAUAUUGAUAGAUUCAGAUAUCCUUAAGUGUCCAUUAAGUUCUAUAGGACCUGGUAUGGUAGUUCACUGCAACAGAGGACUUGCAAGAAGAGUUUGCAAUUACGAUGCAUACAUCAUAUACUAGAUUUGUACAUAUUAGGCAACGUCGAUUUGACGUUUUCAUCUGUUUCCAUAAAAGUAAAUGUUUUUGUCAAACUAUAAAUCAUACAAACCUGUUGCCAUAAAUUAAAAAAAAUACCUUAAAAUGGAUACUUAGUUUAUAAAAUGCUAAAUUAAAUCAAAUUCCUAAGGUACACGUAGAAGACAAAUAAGAAAAGGUGUGAAGGACAAAUUUUGUUUAGUAUAUCUUGCUGUGUGUGUGUUUAGUCAUUUGUUCAUACUGAAGGCAACAUUUUUUUCCAAGCUCUUUAAUUACAAGUAAAUAUCACUUUUGGGUUCACAGAAGAUGUCAUCCAUAUAAUCAAAUCAAUGUGGGAUCUUAAUUGGUCAAUAUUAUGAUAAUAUCAUCAUCAUUGGUCAAUAUUAUGAUAAUAUCAUCAUCAUAAUGUUUUUUUUUUAAUAUUUGACUCGAAGUUUUGGGCAGCCCUACAUCUCAGGGCCAAAGAGAUGUGUCAUGUAUAUGAUUUAUUUUCUUCAGAAUCUUUAAUUAACUUAAGAUUGAAUUCGAAAAUAUGCAGAAAUAUAUAUAAAGAAAAUUGUUUAUGUCAAUGAUGCAAGAUAUAUGAUAUGAAUGUUAAGUUUAUUGCUAGGGUUUUUGAAUGUGUUUAUGAUUUUUGUGUGAUGUGUUCUGUAUUGGUUCUGGAAUGAUAAUCUGUCAGGGACAUUAAUUCUG